UUAAUAUUAACGGCUGGAAGGUGGUUAAGAUGUGUCUGAUAUUAUUUUCAGAGUUCAGAGUUUUGAAUAUAAGCCGAACUGUAUAAUUGUAAAAAAAACACUGGCGGAAUAAAGUUGUAUAAAGUGUGGUCAAAUUUCGUUGGCAUUCACUUGUGUCAGGACAUUGUUGGAUCUAACUGUGUAACAUAUGAAGAAGCGAGAAAGAAGGAUUAAAAUUAAUUUUCGUUAGCAUCAUUUGUGAUUUACAAAGUACAUGUAGUUAAAAAAUAACAUAAAUCAAAGAACCUUGCCUUGGAAAUGAGUCUUCUGUCCCAGUCCCCGAGGGUGGGGCGGUCCCCGCGUUUAAAGGCAAAAUGGCUGUCCAACACCAUGGCUUAUCAGUACGGCAACAACGGAGCGAAGAAGAGCGAGAUUAUCGUGCUCACUAAUGACCUUGACCAGUACUUGCAGGACAUGUUUCAGAGUAUUGACACCAAGGGACGUGGUAAAAUAUCAGCCGAGGAGUUUUACCUCUUGUGUGAUGUCCUGAAUCUCAAGGACACGGACGAUGGCCUGAAGCAAGUGAGUGACCUCUCUUUCAAAGACUUUCACGACCGCCUGUGUGAACAUUUCGCCUGUUACGGAGACUACAUAGGGUUUCUUGUGAAUCAGACGUUUCGAGCUAAAAACAAUAACAACAAUAAUCCAAUUGGAAAAGAAACCAACUCAACUAUACCAGACUGUACAAGGAGGUCGUCGUUCCAAAAGCAGAUGGCCACGUCCAAGAGCCACCAGUGCAUCCAUGACGCGGAACUGUUCAAGAACUGGGACAAGCUGCGGUUGGCGGGCUUCCGGUUGAGCGAGAUGCGUGAACACAUUGACCACCUGCUGUACGAAGUCACGUUCCAUAAAGAGGAGUCUCAGACUCUCAGGGAAAUCAUUGAGGAUCUCAGGACGAUGCUUCAGGCAUCCGACGCUCAGAAUAUUGGGAUGCAGGUGGCUCUGAAGCGUCAUCAGCGUGGAGGGGUCGUGGAGCCAACGCUGACGGUCCGACUUACGCCGCCUCGCCUCGGAAACACAAACAACAGACAUUCCCUGCCACCUGACACCGGUCACCUCGUGUACCACCCACUCAAAGGCGAGGAGCGGUCAGUGGCAGCGCUAGCCCGGGAACUCAGCCACGUAAGGGAGCUCCGCGAUCGCGAGGUCCGCGAACUCAUCUCUUUCAACAACCAACUGCAGCAUGACGUCACGGACCUGUCACGUGAAAUAUGUCGUCUCGAGGCGGAGAAGAAGCGGCAGGCAGGUCAGCUCGACCUCAUUGUGAAGACGUAUACAUGCUGCCGGGAGCUGUUUGCCGUCUGCGUGGACAGCCUGCGCGAGGUUGAGUCCUCCGACGCCACUUCCUGUCUACCAUCACCGUCCCCGCUCCGCACGCCCAGCCGACAGAGGACGUUCUCGUUCUCUGGAGCACGGGAUAAGAGUUCCUCCGACAACCAUCAAACCCCAGCCACAUCAACAGAUAAGGCCGGCGCACCCCUUUGCGAUAUUGCGGCAGACGACAGUUCUCCACCGGAAGUGGUUUUGAUAAGGAGGCUGGAGCACGAGAUAGCCGCGCAGCUGGAGGAACUGAACUCGCAGCAUCAGGAGGCGUUUAGGGUGGAGCAGGAGCUGUCGCUGUGCCGGCGCCACCUGCAAACGGCCAACUUCCAGGUGGAGGCGUUGGAGACGGAGUGUGGCCGCCUCCUCGCGCUCGAAGACCAGCUAGUCAGCGUCUUCCGGUUCCUGCAGAAGGGCCGCUCGCAGUGCCUGAGCCGGAAGACGCUUGGACAGCUGCUCCUUGACGUCAUAGACUCGAGCUUCGGUGGCGAGGACCAAGACAUGACGGCGGACCAGUUUAUUCGGAUCCUACAGAAAACGCUGUCCGACUGUCCACUCUUCCUCCUUGCCACGUGAUCCGCGGUCGCCAUGGAAACACACUUCAAGCUGACCAGGACAACCAUGUUGCCUUUCGUUUCCUUACCAUGGACAGUAUACGUUCUGUUGACGCAAAUUUCGUUACAAUUAUAAACGUUGUAUCUCUGUAUAGUAUCUAAAAAUUACGUUCAUAUUAAUCUAUGAACAUCAUUAUAUACUGUAUGCUUAUAUCGAUUAACGUGGGCAGUGGCGGCUUCAGGAAUUCA
Mya arenaria is the source of this 2162-nucleotide messenger RNA. RefSeq names its product EF-hand and coiled-coil domain-containing protein 1-like. The record is from RefSeq and is a predicted model, not a curated record. The transcript has 8 exons. NCBI's taxonomy places the organism in Eukaryota, Metazoa, Mollusca, Bivalvia, Myida, Myidae. Gene Ontology annotation, molecular function: calcium ion binding. The coding region runs from base 298 to 1935 and encodes 545 amino acids.